AUGCCAGCCAUCAUCUGCCGCCACCCAGCGUCCCGCACAAUCGACAUUGUAGGAGCGCUUGACACCGAGGCGCCCGAGUUCUUCAUCAUGGAGAACGCCGAUGGCACCUUCGCGCUCUGCUUGGAAGAGAGAAAAAGCUCUACAUCUGCCGCGACCUCCUACCUUGCCAUCCUCCUCCCCAUCGCCAUCCUCCUAGCUUUUGCAUGGGAGUUUGGAAAAGCUGUGGAGAGUCCAGCGUAG
Molecule: messenger RNA, 240 nt
Organism: Mytilinidion resinicola
Lineage: Eukaryota; Fungi; Ascomycota; Dothideomycetes; Mytilinidiales; Mytilinidiaceae
Exons: 2
Coding region: 1-240 (79 amino acids)
Source: RefSeq, a predicted model, not a curated record